This is a messenger RNA of Cydia pomonella (codling moth), 5925 nucleotides long. RefSeq names its product putative helicase mov-10-B.1. The transcript has 21 exons. Gene Ontology annotation, molecular function: 5'-3' RNA helicase activity; RNA binding. The record is from RefSeq and is a predicted model, not a curated record. NCBI's taxonomy places the organism in Eukaryota, Metazoa, Arthropoda, Insecta, Lepidoptera, Tortricidae. The coding region runs from base 144 to 2846 and encodes 900 amino acids.
GGCUUUAAUUUGUGAAAUUUUGUAAUGAAAAUAAUUAUUAAAUAAUUUAAAAGUUUUUAUUGGUAUAGUUUGUGCAUAUAUCUCAGUCAAUCCGAUUUAAAGAAUCCUUCUACCUACAAAAGAAGUGCUUAUCGGUGUGGAUCAUGCAGGACUCCCAGUACUGCGACUUCUGCGGAGUCGUGGACGAGGUCUACGAGGAGCACUCGGAGCUCGACCACGAGGAUACGCCCAAGCACAUCUGCAACCGGAUACUGCACCAGUACAAGCACAAGAAGAAGGAGUUCAGCAGGAACAGGGAUGGCGUGAUCAUCCUCGGGGCGGCAAACAGUCUCCCGCUUGCUGGCUCCGACGCCAGGAUCACCAAGGAACCGCCCACUGACCACCACAAAGUCCGGAUAUUCGCGAAACCCAACCAAACGGUGGAGUUCUUCUUCACGAUCACCAAUGAUAUGAAGAGCGAAGACCUGCUGGUCGUCGGAAUUCAGCUGGCGCACCCUCAACCGCAUUUUGUCAUGUGCGACCACGAGUUUAUAUUUGGACAGGAUCCGCACCUUUUGGAACCUAAAUCCACAAUUGAUACUAUAUCCAUCACUUUUGCUGGCGCGGACGUGGGGCAGUACGAGAUGCCUAUCAUGUUCACCUUUGUUAGAAAUAGUGAUGGCAAGAGUCUCAUUUUUAUCAGGGAAAUGGUGGUUCUGGUGGCAACUGAGAGACCGCAGAAGUUUAACGCCAAGAGUCCUUACUCCAACCUAGACUGGACUCACGCCGAGCGCUUCGUCGUGUCCACGGAUCAUGUGCCGUAUAAUAACUUAUACAAAAUACCUAAACUGCUUAAAAUCUUGCUACCUGCUGGUUUGGAUGAAGAUGCCCUGGAGAAGAUUGAGGGCCCCCUGGACUUCAAACGGCAAUUGAGGAACGUGUUGAUAACGACCAGGGCUAUUUUUGAUGAAGGAAUAACCAAAGGCAACUAUAUGCUUUACUUCCACCAUCUGCUCUGGUGGGAGGAGAUCAUUGCCAGGAUCAAUUUAAGGAAAUAUAAUAUGACUGCUGUUAGUCUAGAGAAGAAGGGUGAAGUUUAUCUGCUUGAAGUGCCCGGUCUGGCUGAGAACCGUCCUUCCCUGUUACGUGGUGAUAAAGUAUACAUAAAACUACAUGGUAACAACGAUAUUAUAUUCGAGAGCGUAAUAAAAGAUAUGGAAGAGAGCACUAUUCACAUCGGGAAUAUUGACGAAAGCUUCAACGCGUACUACACCCCAGAGACUCUGUUCGACAUCCGAUUCAUGAUGUCUCGCGUUCCGCACGAACGGGCGCAUGUCGCAGUGGCUAACGUUUUUGAGAGGAAGCAGGACAGCAGGCUGUUCCCCGAGCCGAGGAAAAAGGAUGUCAAGCUUAAACCGAUCUAUAAAUGGUACAACCCCCUGAUCAAGAACAACGAAGAGCAACGCCUGGCCGUCCAGCACAUCCUGUCGGGGACCUCGCGCCGCGCGCCCUACAUGGUGUUCGGGCCGCCCGGCACCGGCAAGACCAUGACCAUCGUCGAGGCCAUCAUACAGAUAGUCCUAUACAGCUCGAAGAACCGCGUGAUGGUGUGCACAGAUUCCAACAUGGCGGCCGACCACAUCGCGCUCAUGCUGCUCAAAUAUAACAAGGAGCUUAACAUUAACAACUUCAUUCUGCGCGCUAACUCUCAGUCUAGGGUUUGGAGCGUGAUGCCAUCUGAAUUGGCGCCUGUCUCCAACGGCACUAAAUACGAGAACUCGUACUCCGUCAGCAAUUAUGCACUGUCUUCGUACCGCGUCGUUGUCACCACGCUGCUGCACGCCGCCAAAUAUGGAACCCCCCGGGCGCAGGCUCAGCACAAGCUCCAGAUGUCGCACCUGUUCAUCGACGAGGCGGCCCAGGCCUCCGAGCCGGCAACCUUAGUGCCCGUGACGGGGCUGCUGGCGCCGGCCGGGCUGCUGGUGCUGGCCGGGGACCCCAUGCAGCUCGGCCCCGUGUGUAUCAGCCGGGACGCUAAGGACCGCGGGCUAGGUAAAUCGCUGAUGGAACGUCUGAAAACCGACUACUCGAACCUGUACGAAUCGGACCCCAACUACAUCACCAUGUUGGUGAAGAACUUCCGGAACGACCCCGACAUCCUGUCUCUGCCCAACGCCAUGUUCUACGAUGACAACCUGGUGCCCCUUGCCCCAGAAGACCCGCUGAGCCGCCGCAGCAUCCUCGGGCUGCCGGGCGGCGAGCGGGCGGUGGUGUUCCACGCCGUCAACUCCCGCGAGCAGAGGAUGGGCAAGGCUCCCAGCUUCUUCAACGAGAAGGAGUUGGACAUGCUGAAGAGGUACACGAAGGCUUUGAUAGAACACCACAACGUCAGGCCGGUGGACAUUGGCGUCAUCGCUCCAUACAUCAGACAGGUGUACAAGAUGAAAACAUGGCUCAUGAGCUCGGGCUACGAUGAGAUCGAAGUCGGCACCGUCGAAGCAUUCCAAGGGAAGGAGAAACGAGUAAUUCUCGUGUCCACCGUGCGCGCCAACUGCAGGCUCCUCGACUACGACGCUAAAUACGGGCUCGGCUUCCUUGUUGACGACAAGAGAUUCAACGUGACCUUAACCCGAGCCAAAGCCAAGCUGGUGAUCAUCGGCAACCCGACCUGCCUCACUCGAGACAAGAAGUGGCGCCGCUACAUGAACCACUGCAAGGAACUCAACUGCUACUUCGGCCACGAGUGCGAGCAGCUCGAGAGGACCUCUAAGAUCCUCAAUGAGGUCGCGAUCACCAGAUUCAACAGGUGUCGCAUCUCAGAGCUGCUAAAACCAAAGCCUAAAGAUGAGAAGGAAAAGAAGAAGUAAGAUUAUGGUGUAGGAAGGCUCCGGAAUAGUUAAGUGAGGGGGAGGGGGGGGGGAUACACAGGUGAAAAUACUAGUCAAAUCAUCUUUUCUAGAACUGUCAAAACCAUUUGCCAAUAUGGAAUUUACAAGCUUUUAUUUAAAUUUGAUAAUUUGCAUAUGUAAGUCGCGUGACAAUGCAAUGCUGUGCAUUCAAGGUGCUGUAACAUCGAGCUGAUCUGAUGGAGACAGGAGGUCGCCAUAAAAAUUCUUUGAUGAAACAGAACCUAAUUCUGUUUGAGGUUUUUAGUAGUCGGUGAUAGAAGCUUGUAAGAAAAAAGGAAAUUUUGCCAAAUACUAGUUUUAUCUGAUUUGAUAAAUAGAAAUUGCGUAAAAUAUACGUGCGAGCUGUUUUUCUAUUAAUUAUCCGGUGCUCUUAAUCGUGCAUGGUGUGAAAUAAGUUAUUUUAAAUAUAGGAAACAUCCCUAUUGUAAGCCUUAUUCAGUGGGAUAAAUUAAAAUAAUUUUGGUUUCAUGAGUGCUGAAAAGGUUACUGAUUGUUACACUGUUUAUUACACACAGGCAAAAAGUACAAAAUAGUAUUUUAUGCAAUCGUGAUAUAAUAGAGAGCUUUUCAGUCGAGUACCGUGUUUAAGCAACGAAGCUUGCUGAGUUGCCUAAGUAAGGUACGAGAUUGAAAAUCUUGAUUAUAUCACUAUUUAUAUCACGAAAUCUUAAUUCAACCAUUACUGUCGACGAGUAGAAAAAACAAUUUUACUGCUUUUUUUAUGCCCAUCAUACAAGUCGUUCGCAAAUUUUAUGAGCAAAGAAACACUACUUUGUUUGUAUGUUUUAAGAAAGGUUGAAAUUUCUUUGAAAUGAAGGGAAUGCACGAGGUUCAAAAGCUGCAAUCACAAAAUAUGAGGUUGCCAGGCAACCGACAUUUGAUGCGGCAAACGGGUGUGAUUACAACAUAUCUAUGUAUUUCAUUUUACAAAUAUGGUUAUGCCUGUCGGUGUUAAUAUAUUAACCAGUACAUUCCAUCUUUAUUUGAUUUUUUAUAAUCUUAAAUUCCAUUGUUAAGUAUAUUUUGAUACUAAUAGCAACUAAUAGCCUCGUUAAAAUUUAUAUAAUUGUUUGUUUGUUAUGGGAACUGUAGUGAGAUUAUUCCGGAGUCAUCAUUAUACAUAAGUACUAGUGUUAGAGUUUUAAAUAGAUUGUUAAGUUUAUUUUUGUUUAAUUUAGGGUGUUGAAUGGCAAGGGCAGGAUGGCAUUGGAUUUUAAUUUAAAACUAAAACUUUAAGUAUUGUAGACUUUCAUUGCUAUGAUCCAUUUGUUUUAACAAAAAAUGGGCAAUGUUUAUAAGUAUUAAGUAUGGGGUAUGAUGGUUGCACUUUUAUCUUUUAAAGUGUUACGCGUCACUCUCACACUUACAUAUUUAUUACAAAUUGACAACGACGAUGACAGACAGUGAAAGCGAGACCAUUUUAGGCCCGCAAAUCACUUAAAUAAUUUUACAAAGCUUUGUAGUUAAUAAUAUUUAUAGUUUUGUUCAAAACUAUAUCUUAUUGAUUGAUACAAAGUCUCGUCCAUAUAUAUUUAUUAACUAAUUACAUUAAUUACUGAUUAAACAUCCUCGACAAAUAUAAUUAAUCUUUCAAUACUUGAUCUUUAACCCGUCAAAGUUAGGCAUAUCUGUCAAAACAUAAUUAUUUCUGUUUUUCAUGUCAUUAAUCUAAAAAGCAGUUGUCAACAGUUCCUGUCAUUAUGCCAUUUGCCAAAGAACUGUCCUAUUGAUUGCCAUAGUAUAGUUAGUGUCAUCCACGAUGACGCGCAGAUUUAUCCAAUCUAACUUUUAAUAACAUGACUAUACGAGUCAAGUCACGCGUUUUCUUGAAUGACACGACUUUUAUCGCCAAGGUUAUACGUGCGAUUGGGGCGAUUACAGACUUAGAGCCUGUAUUUUUGUACGAAAAGUAGAUUUAAGUAUACAUAUAAUAGUUUGUUAUAAGUGUGUACAAAAUUGAUGCGCAAAUGUUACCUUUAUAAUCAUUACUAUAAUUUAGCUAUCAACAACAACUAUACAUUGUUAUUUCUGUUCCUGUUUCACACUCACAUAUCUAGAGUUGUUAGACUAAGAUAAGUCUGCACCGUUUUUGAUCCAGUGCAAGUGUUAUUUAUAUGUCAUGACUUCAUAGAAGUUUGACGUUUAAAAUAACACUCAAAAUCGAUGCAGACUUGUCUUGGUCUGUCUCUAUUAACUUGAGUUUAAUGACGACAUUUUCUAUGUUACUUAUUGAGAUUUUAUAAACCUUAUUAUAAUCACUGUUAUUAUAACAUAUUUAGAGUCCUUUUUAAACAUGUAUCCUCACAAAUUUUAUUUCCUCCUAUAGGUAUUAUCCGACAGUGUCGAGAGCGUCUAUAGGACCAGAUUUCCAUUUUUUGAGAGUACCUACAUACCUACCUUUUUACCUACCUAACUACCUUUCUAAGGAAGAGCAUGCUAAAGUAACUUUACCUUACUCGACAAAACAGUUUCACGCUCUGCCAGUACUAUCCAAUUAAAAUUAAUAUCUAAAUAAUCCAUUCCAAAUUUGUACUGUCAAUUAGUUUUACUUAUGUAUUGUACUUCUCCUGAGAACUUUUCUUAUAAUUUUGCACCUGACAGCUGUAGGAACUAGGCUUACUAAGUUAAUAAUCAGACGGUCCACCGCGAACCACGUUCUACGUGUUGCCUCUUUGUCGCACUUGUAAUUUCGUACGUAAGUGUGACAGAGAGGCAACACGUCGAACGUGUUUCGCGGUAGGCCCUCUGUACUCGUUGGAGGAAAAUUGGAGAUUUUUAUAACUUAGAUCCACUAAAACUGAACUAUUAUGAUGUCUGUGAUGACCUUGAAAAUGUUGUUAGGUCGUUUAGUAUUAAGAUGGAUAUUUUUUGAUAUUUUUAAAUUUUUGAUGUUGAAUCAUUCGUACCUACUAGGCAUGAAGGCCAUUUCAUAUACUAAAGAAACCUGUUCUAGAGUUAUUUGGCGAAGAAAGAUGGACGUCAGAAAAAGAGCUGUAAGUUUGAAAUUUUACUUUUUAAUAAAAGAAAAUCAAAAAUA